This is a messenger RNA of Paramuricea clavata, 1142 nucleotides long. NCBI's taxonomy places the organism in Eukaryota, Metazoa, Cnidaria, Anthozoa, Malacalcyonacea, Plexauridae. The record is from the annotation of a GenBank genome assembly.
AUGGAAGAUUCUAACAAUGCUGCUGAAGGUAUGUAAGUUACGAGUCCAACAAUAUUUAUCACAUAGAAUUGAAGUGCAGCUUAUAAAGUAAAUGAACCCAAAACAUUGUAACUCGACACAUCUUCAGACUAAGAAUGAGAUUUUAUUUUUAGUAUGAAGAUGUCUUCAUUUAAUUAGAUAAAACUUUACAUUUUUGAAUAAACGUCCUUUCACAUAUAUAGAGGAUAUUACAUGGCGGCCCGAAGAUAUGACUUUUAUCUUCGAGUGGUGAAAACAAUAUUUGACGAACGAGCGCAGCGAGUGUGUAAAAAUUGUUUUUAACACGAGAAGAUAAAAGUCAUAUCUUCAAGCCACCGUGUAAUGUUUGAAAUUUCACACUCAAAAGCAAAUUAUCACGUGAUCGAUAUCUUCACUAGUGAAGAUAUGAAAAAUAUCUCACUGUAUUUUUCAGUAUCUCACUCUCUACUAUAUAAUAAUAUGUGUUUAUGGCUGUAUAAAAAGUAGUAAUAUAUAUGGUCUUUUUAUAGCCCUGCUGGAAGAUACGACAAUUAACUGCUACCUGCACAACAUAUCAGAGGUGAAAAAUGCCACAGGAUCGCAGAAAAAGUAUUUUAACUGCAUCGUUCAGGGUAGCGACAAACCAGUCAGGGCAAUUUACUUUUCACCCGAAAAACUGCCCAAGCUUCAAGCAAUUGCAACAACAAAAAGUCCCAUCAAACUUAAGAAUUAUAAGUGAGCCAAUAGCGGAGAUGACGACUUAACAAUAACGAAGUUCACCAAAAUCACCCCUCUGGAUCAGAAGGAAAUCAGCUUUCCCUAUUUGGAAGAGCCUAUCAGCAGCUGCAAAUCCUGUUAAAAUAUCAUCAGUUCCAAACCUUGCUUCUGAACAACUCAUCUUCGUCAAAGCGAAAGUUCUUAAAAUUUCUGGUGUGAAAAUUCUGUCAACACGAUUUGGGAAACUGAAAAAGCAAGAUGUCAUUGUUGCAGACACAACUGCUCACAUCAAAUUAGUUCUCUGGUGUGACCACGUAAACUCUCUUCAACAAGACAAAACAUACCAACUAAAGAAUGUGAGAAUCAAGUCUACGAAGUACAAGUGCUACCUUAAUACUCCAAGGAAUGAGGAUUUUAAAGCAUUUUAA